Messenger RNA from Arabidopsis arenosa, 1649 nucleotides. NCBI's taxonomy places the organism in Eukaryota, Viridiplantae, Streptophyta, Magnoliopsida, Brassicales, Brassicaceae. The record is from the annotation of a GenBank genome assembly.
GUUGUUAACCAAGCCAUUUGUUUUGCACUGUGAAUUAGUGGGAGGAAUGUCUAUGAUUGCAAGCUCUUCGAAUAGUGAUCCUGAUUCAAGAAGCUUACAAGUGCUUCUCGAUGCUUUUGGUUCUCGUUUUUCUCUUGAUGACAUUGCUGCUGCUUAUUGCCAAGCAAGUCAGAAUGUCGAUGUAGCUGGUGAGAUUCUCUUUGCAAUGACUGAAAAGACACCUCAAUGUGACCAAGUCGAAAUGAAGAAAGAAACCUCAAAACCAAGUCAGGUCUAUGUUCCCAAGGAAGUUCGACGACAAGAGGAUAGCAAAGCCAAAGUAUGGAGGCCGAAGAGAAAUUCUAUAUCAGUUGGUACUGUUUCAAGCGUUAUCGGUAAGGACUAUGCUAGAACCAGGCCUAUAUCAAAUGCUCCCAGAGAAGCAACUAAGCCAAUGAAGAUAGACUCAAGGGAUAUUCCAGAAACUGAGAUAUGGAGUGAAGAAAUGCCAAAGAGUAACGAGGCAAAGAUAAGCAGGGCUCCAACUGAUGUGGAGGAAUUUAUCGUUAAGAUGCUUGGAGAAGGCUUUCAAGCUAGCCAAGAUGUCAUUCACCAGGUUCUUGGCGUAUGCGGAUAUGAUGUGAAGAAGAGUACGGAGAAACUGCUUGACUUGUCUGAUACCAAGAAAUAUGCUGAUGUUGGAAUUUCCAAUGAAGUUAUGUCAAAAGUUGAUCCUCAAAGACAGGGAUCUACAUCCUGCAACCAAGUGGAACUGCAAGAAUUUUCUCAGAGGCACGUUUUUCCUAAUCAAUCUUUUGAUGGAGCAAGAACCUUUACAGGUUCAGAGGAAAGGCGUAUUGUUAAGAAUGGUCUUGAAAAGGAAGUUUUAGAAGCUUUGUUCUCAGGUGCGGAAAGAUAUGUGGAAGAACCAAAAGUAACUCGACAUUUUGGAGAAAGGAGACCAAGAGUUGCUGGUCGUCCUGUUUUUAAACCUCUGGAAGACCCUUUUCAAGAGAGAGUAGUUGCUGUGAAACAAUCGUCCAAUACAUCUAAAGAAGAUGAAGACGAAAAUGAAUUUAAGGCACAUCGUAAAGCAGUACGCGAGCAUUUGAAUCAGAUGAAAGAAUAUUAUGGAGCUGCUGCAGAAGCAUUCUCCAAAGGAGAAACCGAGCGAGCACACAGACUCGUGGAGAAGGGACACUUUUUUGGACAAAGAGCUCGAGAAGCGGAUGACAAAUCUUUAGCAAAGAUUAUUGAUGUCAAGAAAGACGAUGAUUCGACUUACGAGGAGGACGAGGUAGUGACAGUGAAUGUGAAUGAACACGAAACAAAGGAAGCUCUUCGUCUUCUCAAGCGCCAACUAAAUUACUUCUCUGGCAUUUCAACUUUCAAGUACCUCAGAGUCGCAUUGGGUGACAAAAAGGAAGAUUUCAAGAGCAAACGAAAGCAUAUCGUAAAGCUGCUGGAGGGAGAAUCCAUUGCUUGGACUGAAGAAGAUAGCGGCCUCGUGAUGAUGAUUCGUGUUGAUAAGAUUGACCCCAAGAAAUUGAGUUUUGCCAAGAAAUAAGAACAACAUUGGUUAAUUCUUUUGCUUCAUUCUAUUAGAAAUUGACUGAACCGUUUGAAGCAUUAUGAUUUGUAAUGUAACCAAACAAAGAUGGAUUUUGCGG